UACGCUCGCAACUGUAGAGGUCCCCCUUUUUCAGCGGGCUGCGCGCACAGCUAUUGCACCCGCUUUUUAUCCUGUGUAAAGAGGAGAGAGUGAGGGGGCUUAUGUACGGAUCCUGCACGACCGCAGACAUGUAUCCUCCGUGAAGUGUAGCGCAAGGCAACUCUAAGAUACCGGGUGUUCUGCGAGAAACAAUGAACAUGUGCGGCUCUAUUUCUGAAUGAGCACAAGGACAUGUGUGAUAUGCGUUGUAGCCUACCUAUAGACCAACAUCAUUCGCACUAUUCCAAUUUCAUUCAGAUUUGAGGGCACCGGUAUAUGACUUAAACUCAUUUUAGGGAAGAAAGAAGACGUGGUGUUCUGCUGGUUUUUGUGGAAUUUUCGCUCCAGCUGAGAGUCGUGAUGUCUGGCUCAUUUCACACAUUGUUCCUGGUUCUGCUGGGUGUGUUGACGGCAUGCGCCCAGACGGAGAUGAAGAGGGUUGUCGGUGACAAUGCGACACUGCCCUGUCACCACCAGUUCUGGGCAGGUGACGCCCCCACACUGGACAUCGAGUGGCUCCUACUCAAGCCCAGCUCCAAGCAGAGAGUGGUGAUCACGUACUUCGCGGGCCGGGUGUACGACCCCAACGAGGCGGAGGCGGGCCGGCUGUCCUUAGCCGGGGACUACCUCAAGGGGGACGCCUCCCUGCUGAUCAGUGACCUUACCCUGGGCGACUCGGGCGAGUACAGCUGCAAGGUGAAGAAUGGGGGGAAGUACCAAUGGAGCACGAUCAACCUCAUAGUACAGGUGAAGCCGUCUAAGCCGCGGUGUUGGAUGGAGGGCCGGCUGUUGGAGGGUAGUGAUGUUAAGAUGAGCUGUAAGUCUACAGAUGGCUCUGACCCCAUAAACUACAAAUGGGAGAGGCUGCUGGACAAGGGCAAGUAUGUGGGAAAGCUGCCCCCACUGGCCCUCAUAGAUUUGAAAAACUCAGAGAUAGUGACACUGAGGAACCUGACCAAGGAGAGUGCUGGGGUGUAUAAAUGUACCGCCAGCAACGACGUGGGAGAGGAGAGCUGCACCGUAGAGGUCAAGAUGCACUAUGUGCGGGGCAUGGGUGUGGUGGCGGGCGCCGUGGUGGGCGUGUCCUUCGGUGUCCUCCUCAUCAUUCUCAUUAUUUGGCUGGUGUUCCGCAAGAAGGAGAAGAAGAAAUACGAGGAGGAGGAGACCCCUAACGAGAUCAGGGAGGAUGCGGAGGCUCCCAAAGCCAAACUGGUGAAGCCCAACUCUCUCUCCUCGUCCCGUUCUGGAAGCUCCCGCUCGGGCACCUCCUCCACCCAGUCCAUGGUCCACACCACUGCCCCCCGGGGGCCCCGCGCCCGGGUUCCUGACGUCGCCGCCCUCAAGGAGAGCGGCCAGCCCCCCAGCUUCCCCCAACAGCCCCCUGCCUACACACAGGUGGUCCCCAAGACCCCUGAGCCCCGCACAGCCCCGGCCAAGCUCAGCCCUCCCCCAAAGCUAAGCCCCGGGAACCUGGCCCGCAUGGGAGCAACGCCGGUCAUGAUCCCUGCCCAGACCCAGGCCUUUCAGACUGUGUAGGAGGGAGGGAGGGAGAAGUGGAGGGAGUAGACGCAGACAGACACAAGAAGCCCCAGUACACAGCUGAUAGCAACACCCAGCCUGCCCCCAGAAACCCUGUGAAAACCAGCCAUAUCAUCAACUAAAAGUAUAAUUGAGUGCAUUCUACGAAGGGAAGACUUUCGUAAGAGGAUUUGUCUCCUGUACAAACAAUACAGAGCAAAAUCUUUUGUUCGCAUGAUAUCCCAUGACAACAGAACAUUCAUUGUUUUUGCUGACAAGGUCAGUGAUGUGUAUCAUUCUCUAACGAGGUCAGUGAUGUGUAUCAUACUCUGACGAGGUCAGUGAUGUGUAUCAUACUCCGACGAGGUCAGUGAUGUGUAUCAUACUCUGACGAGGUCAGUGAUGUGUAUCAUACUCCGACGAGGUCAGUGAUGUGUAUCAUACUCCGACGAGGUCAGUGAUGUGUAUCAUACUCCGACGAGGUCAGUGAUGUGUAUCAUACUCUGACCAGGUCAGUGAUGUGCAUCAUUCUCUGACCAGGUCAGUGAUGUGCAUCAUUCUCUAACGAGGUCAGUGAUGUGUAUCAUACUCUGACCAGGUCAGUGAUGUGUAUCAUACUCUGACCAGGUCAGUGAUGUGUAUCAUACUCUGACCAGGUCAGUGAUGUGUAUCAUACUCUGACCAGGUCAGUGAUGUGCAUCAUUCUCUGACCAGGUCAGUGAUGUGCAUCAUUCUCUAACGAGGUCAGUGAUGUGUAUCAUACUCCGACGAGGUCAGUGAUGUGUAUCAUACUCUGACCAGGUCAGUGAUGUGUAUCAUACUCCGACGAGGUCAGUGAUGUGCAUCAUUCUCUAACGAGGUCAGUGAUGUGUAUCAUACUCCGACGAGGUCAGUGAUGUGUAUCAUACUCUGACGAGGUCAGUGAUGUGUAUCAUACUCUGACCAGGUCAGUGAUGUGCAUCAUUCUCUAACGAGGUCAGUGAUGUGUAUCAUACUCUGACGAGGUCAGUGAUGUGUAUCAUACUCUGACCAGGUCAGUGAUGUGCAUCAUUCUCUAACGAGGUCAGUGAUGUGUAUCAUACUCUGACGAGGUCAGUGGUGUGUAUCAUACUCUGACGAGGUCAGUGAUGUGUAUCAUACUCUGACGAGGUCAGUGAUGUGUAUCAUACUCUGACCAGGUCAGUGAUGUGUAUCAUACUCUGACGAGGUCAGUGAUGUGUAUCAUACUCUGACCAGGUCAGUGAUGUGCAUCAUUCUCUAACGAGGUCAGUGAUGUGUAUCAUACUCUGACGAGGUCAGUGGUGUGUAUCAUACUCUGACGAGGUCAGUGGUGUGUAUCAUACUCUGACGAGGUCAGUGAUGUGUAUCAUACUCUGACCAGGUCAGUGAUGUGUAUCAUACUCUAACGAGGUCAGUGAUGUGUAUCAUUCUCUAACGAGGUCAGUGGUGUGUAUCAUACUCUGACGAGGUCAGUGAUGUGUAUCAUACUCUGACGAGGUCAGUGAUGUGUAUCAUACUCUGACGAGGUCAGUGAUGUGUAUCAUACUCUGACGAGGUCAGUGAUGUGUAUCAUACUCUGACGAGGUCAGUGAUGUGUAUCAUACUCUGACCAGGUCAGUGAUGUGUAUCAUACUCUGACGAGGUCAGUGAUGUGUAUCAUACUCCGACGAGGUCAGUGAUGUGUAUCAUACUCCGACGAGGUCAGUGAUGUGUAUCAUACUCUGACGAGGUCAGUGAUGUGUAUCAUACUCUGACGAGGUCAGUGAUGUGUAUCAUACUCCGACGAGGUCAGUGAUGUGUAUCAUACUCUGACGAGGUCAGUGAUGUGUAUCAUACUCCGACGAAGUCAGUGAUGUGUGUCAUCACAGGAGGACCCUGUGUAGAGUUGACGUAUUUUUAAACCAAACCGACAGAGCCAUGAAAACAGAAUGGGCUAUGGACAAAGGGAAGGAGGGAGGGAGAGCAAACAGGACUGGAAAAGAGCAAACAAAGGAGAUACACAGGCUGCAUAGCUCAGCAGAUAUCAGGCAAGGGUGUCUGGCUGUCUUACGACACCUGAUACCUGCUACCAACCAGGACAAACCAGACAAGACAAAGAGAGAAAAAAAAAAAAAAGACAGGAAAAGUAAACCUCUCUCUGGACUUGCCUGAGCACCACACCUACCACACCGAGCCACACCGAGCCAAUCAAUAUCUCCCAGGCUUCUUUGCUGGCAUCACAUACCUCCAUGUAAUCUCCUCCAGGAUACCCAGCAGGCAUGGUGAUUGGUUUUGUAAGGAAGGGGGUGCAGGGGGUGCACCGAUCGAUUGACACACCAAUGAGAGUGGAGGAAAGUUUGAUGCUGAUACAAGAGGGAUGUUUGCCUGUGAUUGUACAAAGAUGAUAUAGCUUAAGUAAGAGACUCCACCUAGACACGUCACCUGUCAUCCUAUACACCUGCACAUGGGUCACUCGCAGCAACACAAAAGAUAUCAAUAUUGAUUUCCCAUCUUUCCUGUGCAUCCAGCACUAUACACUCAAGUCUGGACUUAUGUAACGUUAUCUUCCCAUGUUCAUGGACAGCGUCAAUUAAGGCCAUAGGAAUAUGUGACUAUGGGGAUUAUUAAUGGCUGAAAUAGGUAUUGCUUAAUAUGUAUUGUCUAAUAUUCUGUUUCCUUUUUUCUAUUUCAUUUAUUUCAGAUUCCUUCAGAAUGUUUAAAGAUUGUUAUUAAAGGGGUGAACUUAAGCCCUAUCGAUAAAGUGCCACAGUUGAUGUUUGUUGAAGAUGGUUAAUGGCAUUUCUGUUUUAAUUUGUGUUGUGUUAAUGACAUUUCUGUUUUAAUUUGUGUUGUGUUAAUGACAUUUCCAUUAAUCCAAAAUGAAUGAACUAACAUAUGAAUGUGUUCUAUGCUGUGCAGUAUAUAAAGGGCUGGAUUCAAUUUGAUUCACCAACUAACGUGCAAGAACCGCGUUAUAGCUCCAUUUAAAUUGAAAGGCAACGGAGACCGCAUUCACAGUCGGCUGAAUAGAAAAUUACCUUUACAUUUGAAAUACUUCCGCGAUAUAGAUUGAUUCCAGCCCAAAAUCAUUGGAUGAAUCCUUGUUUUUUAAUGAGCAGAGAUUUGCAGCAAUACAUUUAAUCCCCUGCAGUUGAACUGUGUCUGAAAAAAUACAAAAUAUAUUCUGUAAAAUGAGAAAACGAGCAAAGGGCCAUACACAUCAUAAUAUGAUAUCACAUGCGUUGGCUCAGCACCAUCUUGUGAUUAUAGAAGAACAGUAAUGAUAAUCCUAAAGAGGGCCUUGGGUUAACAUACACAUUUUAAUUGAAUACACCACAAAAAAGUAUUAUUCACAAAACAAUUAAACACCGAUUUACAGUUUUAACAUUUACAUUACAUUUACAUUUACAUUUAAAUGGUUAACUCUACGGUACACCUGAGAUUGAUUCCAUUUCAAGCAGAAUGAAAAGGACAAUAGCUUUGAGUGAAGUCUCUUCAUGGUGGCCAAACAGAAUUUAAACUACACUCAACCUCAGUAAAAUAUCGAAUUAUGCCCUACCAUUCUCUGAUUUAAAUGUCAACUUUUGCCUGAGCUUUCAUCUGAUCCAAAUGCGUGACUUCUGCCUAGCGAUAGUCUUCUCUGCCUCUACGCAGCAGCACAUUGGUCCUUCAGUGUUAUGACUGCUUCCUCCAAAGAGGAACACCCCACUCCAACACCCCUGUUAUUCUGGCUCAAUCGCAAUGCAAUGGAUGAGAUGUCAGGAGCUAUUUGGAGUGACUGAUGCUGUGGCGCCCUCCAGGAGAACCCAGCAAACUCAUCUUAGAUCACCCAGGAGGGAGGGCUCUUCUCGUCCAGCGGUGCAGAGCAUAAGAGCACACUCGUACUCUGGCCUCCGAAAUGGUUCAAACGAGGACGGGUGACUUCUUGAAAAAGGUUCAAAAUUUACCUGGCUUUUCGUUCAUGCCUGGUUGAAAUCACCCAGAUUAGUUUGUAUCAAUAAUUGUAUUUUGUAAAAUCGGCCUAUUUUUGAUGAGAUUAUUUCAUGAUCGUGGGCAGUUCAAAGAGUGAAAAGAAAAUAGCAAUUUUGUCUCUGUGACUCGUACUUCCAGCUUGCUCACUGCUGGUUGAAAAGCACCUUUAAACCAGGAGACGGAUGAGUGGCGAGAUGAGAGGACGACACCUGAGGGAGAGCUCCUGAUUACCCACCACAACCCCCUUUGAAUUUCCCAUUAUACCUUUAAAAGCCAAUACAGGGAGGCCGAUGAUUGAAUGUGGCUCUUACGGCCGUUUGAUGGGGUAGGAUACGCACCGGUAUUGAUUUUUCUGUUAUCUGAGUGGCUCUGUGAAUUCCCCUGGCAGAGGCCUCUGUGUCCUGAAUCAUUAGGGUUUCCACCCUUUUUCGUUUGAAUGUCUUGCUUGGCAGACCGGAGGAAUGGGAAUGCUCCAAACCAUGCUGGGGAGAGGAACAACGUGAACCACAGGCGUUACGUUGCCCUUUCACCAUGUAUCGACUCCAAAAGGCCAUUACCAUAGGUUAACUAGUACAAAACUUGCAUCUUGAUGUCAUUUAUUAGUCUGUCUACUAAAUACCUCCACUAUGGUUUGAGUGAUGGGAACUUUGAUAUCAUGCAUACAGUGUAAUGUUCAAGAGCGAAAGAAUCCACCCAAAGCUGAAAAAUGAUGGAUAUGCAUGUCACAGAUACUUAACUAGAGACAGAACAAAACUGUAUUUUUGCCUCAAUGCUUAUAUAAAUAUAUAAAUGAUCAUCUUGUACAAACAUUUUUUACAGUUAAAACAAAUGCUAUGACUGUAAAAAAGGAAAGUUAUGUUCAUUUUGAGUUUACUCCUUUGGGUUAAGAAUUCAGUCAUAAGUACUUUGCACUUUCUUAAACUGUGCUCUCUCUGUCCCGCUUGCGUUAAGCCCUUUUCACCAACAGCGUUAGGGGGGAAAUGUUCUCUCUCUCUCACUCUAUUUUCUUUGAUUGACAAUGUCAUGCAGUUACUUUGAGUUGUUGUAAACCAAAAAGGAAAUGUACAUACCUCCUUCUCGAGUGAAAAAUGUAUAUUUGUACAAUAUCUGAAUAAUUACUGUUUUGGUUUGUAAUAAAGCAUUUGAUGAAUAGCCA
This is a messenger RNA of Oncorhynchus keta (chum salmon), 6664 nucleotides long. RefSeq names its product CXADR-like membrane protein (gene clmpa). NCBI's taxonomy places the organism in Eukaryota, Metazoa, Chordata, Actinopteri, Salmoniformes, Salmonidae. The coding region runs from base 400 to 1575 and encodes 391 amino acids. The record is from RefSeq and is a predicted model, not a curated record. Gene Ontology annotation, cellular component: cell surface; cytoplasmic microtubule; membrane. The transcript has 8 exons.